AUGGCCAUCAUAUCACAGCAACCGCAAGCUGUAAGGCUAAUGUUGUGUUUCAAACGCUCUCUGAAUGAGAAUCUACCAACUCAGGAACAAUUAUGUAGUGAACCAGGCUCGAUGUGUGGGUAUGUAGAAAAGGCUCUAUCGAUGUCGAAAUGGGAGCGACGUCUGGCAGUGAUCACCAAGGACGGCAAGCUCAUCAUUUACAAGUACUACUUACUCGACAUAUGCCCUGGUAGUCAAAUCGGUCAUGGAGUUGAAACUGCAGUCAUUGCAGCAUCCAGGGACAAUCAGUGGGUCACCAUUCGCAUCCUCAUAAGAACUACGAGCAAGAGUGUGAAAGGUGGCAUGCCGAUGAUCGCAUGA
Molecule: messenger RNA, 360 nt
Organism: Angiostrongylus costaricensis
Lineage: Eukaryota; Metazoa; Nematoda; Chromadorea; Rhabditida; Metastrongylidae
Source: the annotation of a GenBank genome assembly